UCUACUACCUGUCCAGGCAUCCAAACUCACCACCUGAAAAGUAACGCCAAGAACUGCACCACGCUGCAUCUUGGGCACGAUAAGCUUUCCUCCAGCCAACCGAGCAGCAAAUAACAUCUCACCACGCGACCGUCUGGAUAGUUCAUCUACCCGGCCCACCCGUUCGCUCCACCCGUUCAAGCUACCUCUCUCCCCAUCACAACAUUCUCAUUCUUCUCUUUAUCCUCUCAACCUCACCCAUCUUCAACAAGAUAAUACCCCCACAAAAACAAAGACCAUGCGAUCCCCAAGCGACCCUCUCCUCGCCUCCGAAGCACAACCACUCCCUCCAGGGCAAAUCUAUCUCCCCGACGACGAUGAAAACACCCAGUCCACCGAGCCCCUCAUUGCACGCUGCCGCCGGUCGGCCCGCAACUACCUCUCCUCCCGAUUUGGUCACUACCUCGUCCUCUUCCUGGUCUCUGUAGAUGUUGCCUGUGUUUUUGCUGAUUUCUUGAUUGAAAUUCACGUCUGCGAACUGGAGAAGUACAAGCAUGUGCCUUCUGGGUGGGAAGAUGCUCAGGAGGCGCUGAGUAUUACGGGGUUGGUGUUUUCGUGUCUGUUUAUGCUUGAAUUGGUGGUUGCUGUGGGGAGUUUUGGGAUGAGUUACUUCUCAUCCAAGUUCCAUAUCUUCGAUUCAGCGGUGAUCAUUGUUGCUUUCGCCAUUGAUGUGGCCAUGAGAGGGUUGGUUGAGGAACUGGGUUCCUUGGUCGUGGUCUUGCGGUUGUGGCGCGUGUUUAAGAUUAUUGAGGAGUUGGAAUCCGCUAGUGCGGAUUCUUUGGAGGAGUAUGAGCGGGAAAUUGAUCGGUUGAAGGAGGAGAACUACCUCCUUCAUCGGAGGGUAGAGUAUGGGGGUGAUGGGAUGAAUUGAGCUUGGCAUGGUGCCAUACUACCUAGGUAUGUAUAUGUGUGUAGGAUGUGGGGUAGACUGGCUGGUGGGCUGAGUGGAUGAUUUAAAAGGGUUCUAUGUAGAUGGUGGGUGGUGUGCAGUAGGGGGUGGUGAUAUGCAUGGGAGAUUCCGGGUAUAUAGUCCUUGGUUGUUGUUUGGAGAUCUUAUGGUAGCGGUUCGAACAUAGACGGUGGUUUGAUGGCGAUUCAAGCGUCCAAUUUCUUAUAUCUGUACCAUUUUCUUGGAGACUGCAGGAGGGCGCAAUAUCCCUAGUAAGGCUGAGAUGCUGCAGGAAGCUUACCACUUCUCCACCUCAGCCUGCACAGUUCUCCACCUGCACCCCGCACUGAAUGCGACACACGAUCGCAUUUCCAACGUUUUAGGAUGUCUCUAGGAGUGAAUGUGUCGCUACGCCAUACAUAUGAAC
Molecule: messenger RNA, 1355 nt
Organism: Aspergillus piperis CBS 112811
Lineage: Eukaryota; Fungi; Ascomycota; Eurotiomycetes; Eurotiales; Aspergillaceae
Exons: 2
Coding region: 278-910 (210 amino acids)
Biological process (GO): proton transmembrane transport
Cellular component (GO): plasma membrane
Molecular function (GO): voltage-gated proton channel activity
Source: RefSeq, a predicted model, not a curated record